ACCGACUAGCUGUUUCUAGUGAAAUGUUUCUCGUGUAAACUAACGCUGUUUGGUUAUAACGCGAACUCUUUCGUGUUGUGCUUUUGAUUUUGUUUUAGUAAAUAGUUGUUUUUAAACGGCCGUUUUCAUCACCCGCUCUCACUAAACCACUUUACGACGCGGUUUGUCGGGAGGGAGGUUAAAAAAAACACAAGAGGAAGCAGUAGCCGACCAUCUUUAUUCUUCGGCCAGCAAUAACAAGAAAGAGACGAAGCUAGACCCAAGUAGCAUCGAGUAGUUAGUAAUUUAUUAUGUUUUAAACUGGAUUUUGUUUUUAAACUGGGUAAAAACCGGCUUGUGUCAAGGCAGACAAAAGCUCUCGGACAACAUUUGCUUUCCUCCUCCUCCCCCCUGGCUGCUCCACGACAAAAGUCUGGAAGUUUCGGAUCAAGAAGACUGGCUGUGAAGAAUUAGUAUUCCCGUUUUUUCAUGUUUCCAACAGGUUUAUCUUCCCCUAACCCCCCACCACCGCCAACCCAGGAGGCCAGAGCCGCGACCACCGAUGUCAAAGCCGACAGCGGAAACAUCACAUCUCCCAAGAAGAGGAAAAUAAACGGCUCCGAGAGGGAAGACACCAGCGACGCGAUCUCCUCUUCCCCCUCCAAAACCCUGAAUUCCUCCUCUUCCUCCUCCUGCUCUCCCAGCCUGCACAUUCAGAAGAAGCUGAGGUUCGAGGAUUCGGUGGAUUUCAUUGGACUGGAUGUGAAAAUGGCCGAGGAGGCUGCCUCCGCCGCCGCUUCGUGCUCCAAUAACAAAAGCAAAGCCGUGUUCCUGGCCGGAGGCGUGGGGCACCACGCAAACGGACUGACCAAGACCGCAGGAUCCGGCACCUUCUCCAGCAGCAAACCUGGAGCUGCCAAGAAACUAGUCAUCAAGAACUUCAGAGAAAAGCCAAAGUUACCUGAAAACUACACACAGGAGACCUGGCAAAAGCUGAAAGAAGCAGUAGAGGCCAUACAGAACAGCACUUCAAUCAAGUACAAUUUAGAAGAACUUUACCAGGCCGUGGAAAACCUCUGCUCCCAUAAGAUAUCUGCCAAACUCUACAAACAGCUCAGGGUCGUGUGUGAAGACCACAUCAAGGCACAGAUCGAUCAGUUCAGAGAGGAUGCCCUGGACAGUGUGCUUUUCCUGAAGAAAAUUGACAAGUGCUGGCAAGAUCACUGCAGACAAAUGAUCAUGAUUAGGAGUAUAUUUUUGUUUUUGGAUCGCACCUAUGUUUUACAAAACUCUAUGCUGCCAUCAAUCUGGGAUAUGGGUCUGGAGCUGUUCCGGUUCUACAUCAUCAGUGAUCUGAAGGUCCAGAGUAAAACCAUUGACGGGAUUCUGCUGCUCAUCGAGAGGGAGCGAAACGGAGAGGCCAUAGACCGCAGUCUGCUGAGGAGCCUGCUGAGCAUGCUCUCUGACCUUCAGAUUUAUCAAGACUCCUUUGAGCAGCGCUUUUUGGAGGAAACUAAUCGGCUGUACGCUGCAGAGGGACAGAGGCUGAUGCAGGAAAGAGAGGUACCAGAAUAUCUCCAUCAUGUCAACAAACGCUUGGAGGAGGAGGCCGACAGAGUAAUCACAUAUCUCGACCAGAGCACACAAAAACCCCUCAUUGCUACUGUGGAGAAGCAGCUCCUGGGUGAACACCUCACCGCAGUUUUGCAAAAAGGGCUGACUCACCUGCUGGACGAGAACAGAAUUCAGGAUCUGUCUCUCCUCUAUCAGCUCUUCAGUCGAGUGCGAGGUGGUGUUCAGGUGCUGCUGCAGCACUGGAUUGAAUACAUAAAGGCUUUUGGAAGCACAAUCGUAAUCAACCCUGAAAAAGACAAAACAAUGGUGCAGGAACUGCUGGACUUCAAAGAUAAGGUGGAUCACAUCAUUGACGUGUGUUUCUUGAAGAAUGAGAAGUUUGUUAACGCCAUGAAGGAGGCUUUCGAAACGUUCAUCAACAAAAGGCCAAAUAAACCUGCAGAACUUAUUGCAAAACAUGUUGAUUCAAAGCUGAGGGCAGGAAACAAAGAGGCUACAGAUGAAGAACUGGAGAAGAUGCUGGAUAAGAUCAUGAUUAUCUUUAGAUUUAUCUAUGGAAAGGACGUUUUUGAGGCUUUUUACAAAAAGGAUUUGGCCAAAAGGUUGUUGGUUGGAAAAAGUGCCUCUGUAGAUGCUGAAAAAUCAAUGUUGUCAAAGCUGAAACACGAAUGUGGAGCAGCGUUCACCAGCAAAUUGGAGGGAAUGUUCAAGGACAUGGAGCUUUCUAAAGACAUAAUGGUGCAAUUCAAACAGUACAUGCAGUGCCAAAACAUUCCCGGCAACAUUGAGCUGACGGUGAACAUCCUCACUAUGGGUUACUGGCCAACUUAUGUCCCGAUGGAAGUCCACCUUCCUCCUGAGAUGGUGCGGCUGCAAGAGAUCUUCAAAACUUUUUACCUGGGCAAACACAGCGGCAGGAAGCUGCAGUGGCAGUCAACGUUAGGUCACUGUGUCCUAAAAGCCGAGUUCAAAGAGGGCAAGAAGGAGCUGCAGGUGUCACUUUUUCAAACGCUUGUGCUGCUGAUGUUUAACGAAGGGGAGGAGUUCACUCUGGAGGAGAUCAAACUGGCCACAGGAAUAGAGGACAGCGAACUGCGUCGGACAUUGCAGUCGCUUGCCUGUGGAAAAGCACGAGUGCUCACCAAACUCCCCAAAAGCAAAGAUGUGGAGGAUGGGGACAAGUUUUCCUGCAACGAUGACUUCAAACACAAGCUGUUCAGGAUUAAAAUAAACCAGAUUCAGAUGAAAGAGACGGUGGAGGAGCAAGCCAGCACCACAGAACGGGUCUUUCAGGAUCGUCAGUACCAGAUCGAUGCCGCUAUCGUGCGGAUAAUGAAGAUGAGGAAGACUCUGAGCCAUAAUCUUUUGAUGUCGGAGGUGUACAACCAGCUCAAGUUUCCUGUUAAGCCUGCUGACCUAAAGAAGAGGAUAGAGUCUCUUAUUGACAGGGACUAUAUGGAGCGUGACAAGGAAAACUCCAACCAGUACAACUAUGUGGCCUAGAGAGGAAAAGAAACACAGUUGGUUCUGUUAGAUCAAAAGGUGAUCGGCCUCUAAAUCUUUUGCUCCCGUGGACGUUAACCAUCAUCAUCUUCAAACCCAACGACCGACAAGUGAAUGGCUACUGCUCCACAGGGUUUUCGUCAGGGGUCUUAUGAUCCUGUGGAUUGCAUGCCCAUAGAAAAGAGAAAAUCAUCCAUAUUUCCCAGUGCCUCUGAGAGAGUUGGAACAAAGAAGACGCACAGUUCAGUUUGCUCUUUUUUUUAAAUGGAGAGGAAAUAUAUUUAUUUUCUGACUUAGAUCCUUUGUCCAUAGUUUGAAUCAACGUGCUUUUUAUUUUUAAGCCCGUUUCUUUUUUUUCUCAUCCAGUAUUCCAAGGUAAUGCUGACACACCUAUCGAUUCUCUAAAUGUGAGCAAGAAGCAUUUGAAAGAAAACAACAAACAUUAAACUAAUGCUUGUUACUUCAGUCAUUGUUGAAUGUGGAACUGCUGGGCUAACCUUCACAGCUGAGAAUUACUAGUUUGGGAAGUGUGUGUUUAUUCUGUGAUCCAUCUUUAGGUUUUAAAGACUGUCGGUCAUAUGAUUUAAAAAAAAAAAAAAAAAAACUGUGAUCGCAAACACAAAUUAUACUCCAAACCAGAGUUUGUGCCAAAAGGGAGCACUUCUUUUGUUUAAAGUUGUUUUCAAGCUGCUACGUCAGUUCAGUUGUUCAAGUAUUUGCAUACAAUAUUAUUUGUUUCAGUUCAUUGUUAUUGUGUCAUUUUACAGCUGUUGAUAAAAGUUUUUUGUUAACACUUGCGUAUAUUUAAAAGCACAUCACUGUUAGGUUUUUCUGUGCAGUAAUGGAUUCUGUUUUUCUUCUUUUUUCCAAAUCUCCAGCAGGCCUAGAUUAUGCUCAACACUUGGGGGGGGAAAUAGACAUUUCUUUGUAUGAGUCUGUUAGAUUUAUUGUUUUAACAUUAAAAGAACUCUUUCAA
Nematolebias whitei (Rio pearlfish) is the source of this 4033-nucleotide messenger RNA. It is a transcript of the gene cul4b, whose product is annotated as cullin 4B. Gene Ontology annotation, cellular component: Cul4B-RING E3 ubiquitin ligase complex. The record is from RefSeq and is a predicted model, not a curated record. Bases 469 to 3057 code for a protein of 862 amino acids. NCBI's taxonomy places the organism in Eukaryota, Metazoa, Chordata, Actinopteri, Cyprinodontiformes, Rivulidae. Gene Ontology annotation, biological process: protein ubiquitination; DNA damage response; ubiquitin-dependent protein catabolic process. The transcript is spliced from 20 exons. Gene Ontology annotation, molecular function: ubiquitin protein ligase binding.